Messenger RNA from Hydatigera taeniaeformis, 732 nucleotides. The record is from the annotation of a GenBank genome assembly. Lineage: Eukaryota; Metazoa; Platyhelminthes; Cestoda; Cyclophyllidea; Taeniidae.
AUGUCGUUUUUUGGAAACCUUCUCAAAAAAUUUCGGCAGGGUGAAGAGAAACCAAAGUCAAAGCCUCUUCCUUCCGUGGUUGUGGUGGGUGUUGACCCAUCCACCGUUUGGAAGAACAUUGCAGAACUCGGUGACGGCGCAUUUGGUAAAGUUUACAAGGCAUCAAAAAUCAAAACCGGCCAGUUAGCAGCCCUUAAAAGCGUUGAUUUUUCAUCGGAUGAGGAGAUGGAAGAUUUGAUGGUUGAAAUAGAAAUCCUGCAUGAAUGUAAACACCCGAACAUUCUUCAGCUGCAUGAAGCAUAUGUGUACGAGAAGAAAAUUUGGAUGUAUCUUGAGUUUUGUGGAGGUGGUGCAGUUGAUAGCAUAAUGAAGGCUCUGGAUAAGCCUUUAACGGAACCUCAGAUCAAAUUUAUUUCCCAUGAAGUCAUAUCUGGCCUCGCAUUUCUUCAUAAACACCUGAUUAUUCACCGCGAUCUCAAGGCUGGAAAUAUUUUAAUAACUCUGAACCACGAAAUUCGUUUGGCCGACUUCGGCGUGUCUGCACGCAUGGCGAACGAGAAUCAAAAGCGUACAACUUUCAUCGGUACUCCGUAUUGGAUGGCGCCUGAGGUUAUUGCCUGUGAAACCUUCAAAGAUAAUCCCUACGACAUAGCUGCUGAUGUAUGGUCUUUUGGUAUUACUCUAAUUGAAUUUGCUGAAAUGCUCCCACCUUACAAUGAGCUUAAUCCCACU